UCCGCCUCGAGUCUCGCAGCGCUGUCGGGAUGAGACAUAUGCCGGGGAAUGCUCUGCAUGCGAGGUGCAUUUAGGAGGAACACCAAGAUUCAGCUCCCGGCCGUCACCGCUUGCUUUUAUUGGUACAUCAUUUAUGCGUGUUAGUGCGCUGGGAUAAUAUAGUUUUGUAUCCUAGUAAUAAAGAGAUGACGUAGAUAUCUUCCUGAAAUAUUAGUCUACAUUCAACCAAAGCCUAUAGCACUCACAUCAUCACAGACACUUGAGGUUACCAUAAGGACAGAAGUGAAAUGUGCCCCGGACGCCGCAAUCCGAGAAGCGCGGUGGUGAUGAAGGUCGCUCUGCUCUCCUGGGAGCUCAGCCUGGCCAUCUUCCUCAUCUCUUCCCGUGCGCAGAUGUGUGCAGGCCAGUUGGAAAAUGCCUACUUCCUUCCGGAAUUUGCGCUCUCCCCCCAGGGGAGUAUCCUGGAAGACACGAUCGGCGAGGAGCUCGUGACGUAUCGCUAUGACGAUCAGGCCUCAAGGAUGACACGCUCAGAUGAGGACGGCAAUGGCGGCUGGGACGCCUGGGGAGGCUGGAGCGAGUGCUCCCGGACCUGCGGGGGCGGAGCCUCCUAUUCCCUGCGCCGGUGCCUCAAUGGAGAAAGCUGUGAUGGGAGGAACAUCAGGUACCAGACGUGCAGCAACACUGACUGUCCCGCCGAGUCCGGGGACUUCCGAGCCCAGCAGUGCUCCGCCCACAACGACCUGAAGUACCAGGGCCACACCUAUGAGUGGGUCCCGGUGACCGACGACCCCCAUGCCCCCUGUGCCCUCAGGUGUCAGGCACGGGGUACAGCCCUGGUGGUGGAACUGGCCCCCAAAGUCCUGGAUGGGACCCGCUGCACGGCAAGCUCACUGGACAUGUGCCUCAGCGGGGUCUGCCAGGAGGUGGGCUGUGACCGCCAGCUCUGGAGCGACGCCAAAGAAGAUGGCUGCGGGGUGUGCGGGGGCGACGGCUCCACGUGCCGGCUGGUGAGCGGGCAGGCCUCCCUGCACAUCACGGCGGAUGAACCGCUGAAGACUGCGGUUGAGGUUCCUCUGGGCAGCCGUGGUGUGGGGAUCACAGCCAAAGGAGCAGGCCUCGUUAUAAUCGAGUCGCACAGCCUCUCAGGGCACAGAGAGCUGCACAGUUUCAGCUCCCCGGGAUGGUACACCAUAGAGAACACUGCCGUGGACUUCCAGAGAGACGCCGACAAGCAGACGAUAAUGGCCCACGGACCCCUGAUGGUAGACUUCAUUGUUAAGGUCAAGUCCACGGCCCCUAGUGACACACUGGUCCAGUUCAUGUUCUACCAGCCCAUCCGAUACCAGUGGAGAGAGACUGGCUUCUUCCCCUGCUCCGUCACAUGCGGCGGAGGUUAUCAGCUCAAUUCGGCCGAGUGCACGGACAUCCGGCACAACCGCACUGUGCCAGAGCAGCGCUGCCGCAGUCACCCUGAGAACAGGAAGCCGAAAGCUAAGCUGCGGGAGUGUAACAUGGACGCCUGCCCAGAAAGUGAUGGCUUCAAGGAGGUGAUGCCCUACGACCACUUCCAGCCCUUACCGCGCUGGGAGCACAGCCCCUGGACGGUGUGCUCAGUGUCCUGCGGCGGCGGAACCCAGGAAAGGGGCGUGGCCUGCGUGGAGGAGGAUGUGCAUGGCCAGGCGACCCAGGUGGAGGAGUGGAAGUGCAUGUACUCGCCGCGGCUGCCUGUGCAGCAGCACUGCAACAUUUUUGACUGUCCCCAAUGGACGGCCUUGGACUGGUCUCAGUGCACGGUUACCUGUGGGCGUGGCUUGCGUUACAGAGUGGUUCUGUGCAUUGAUCACAGAGGGCAGCACGCCGGGGGGUGCAGCGCCGGGCUGAAGCCUCCCGUUAAAGAAGACUGCCUGGUUCCCGUUGCGUGCUACAAGCCCCAAGAACAGCUUCCUGUGGAAGCCAAGCUGCCCUGGGUGAAAGAGGCUCAGGACCUUGAGGAGCCACGGUCCGCUUGGGAAGAGCCCAUGUUCAUUCCUGGGCCAUGGCAGCCCUGCAGCGCCACCUGCGGGCCGGGCCUCCAACAGCGGGCGGUGAAGUGUCGGAUCCUGCUGGCCUUCUCUCAGGCUGAGGUGGACCUGCCGCAUGAGGAGUGCCAGGAUGAGAGGCCUGUGUCUGAGAGGGCCUGUCACCUGAGGCUCUGCUCUGGGGUGCUGGGUCCCAGGCGGCCUCUGCUCCCACUCUAUGAAUGGCAGUAUGUCGGCUUUACCAGCUGCUCCUCAUCCUGCGCCACUGGGAUGCAAGAGGCAAUCGUUAGGUGUGUGGACAGAGGGCAGGGUGAGCCGGCAGAUGACUCCUUCUGUGAUGCUUCCACGCGGCCCCCAGAGAUGACCCGGGCAUGUAAUCCCGGCCCCUGCCCCCCAGGGUGGGAGCCCAAACCCUGGACGCCAUGCACCAGCACGUGCGGAGCGGGGAUCCGCUCGCGUGUGGUGCCGUGCAACCGGCUGGUGUCGCUGACGCCUGCUGUGACGGUGACGGUUGCCGACGAGGAGUGCGUGGAGCCCAAACCGCCAGUGCUGCAGUCCUGCAGCCAGAGAGACUGCCCCCCCUCCUGGCACGUGGGGGAAUGGCAGGAGUGCUCCCACACAUGUGGUGGAGGGACUCGGUCCCGAAAGGUCCACUGCAAACAGCUGCUCCGCGACGGGGGGGUCAGGAAGCUGGCAGACACCUCCUGUGCUGGGACCAAAGCCGCAGUCCAGGAGUCCUGCGCCAGGACAGACUGUCCCGCCCAGCUGGCGGGGGGGGAGUGGUCUCCGUGCUCUGUCAGCUGUGGCAUAGGGGUCCAGACCAGGGAGCCCAUCUGUCGCAGGCGGACAGCCGCGGAGCAGCACGUCACGCUGGGUCCGGCCGCCUGCAGUGGCUUGCACGCCCCGCCCCUCGUCCGGACCUGUCGCGUGAGCGCCUGUGUCGAGCAACAGGGAGAGCAGAGACCCAAGCUGUCUCAGAAGCGAGACCCAAGCAUCCUGGGCCUGCACCGCAUCUACAUCCAGACCCAGCAGGAGAAGCGUGUCCACUUCACUGUGGGGGGUCGGGCCUAUUUGCUCCCCAGGACCUCUGUGGUCAUCAGGUGCCCAGUGCUCCACUUCCAGAAGGCCCUCAUCCGGUGGGAGAAGGACGGGCGGGCUCUUCCGAGCUCUCUGCGUGUUGCCGUCACCAAAUCCGGUUCCUUGAAGAUCCACAGCCUGGAGGCUGGGGAUAUCGGGGUGUACCGCUGUGUGGCCGGGCCGGUUGCGGAGACCUUCGUCCUGAAGCUGAUCGGGAACCGUAACAGGCUGCUUGAGAUGGGCAUGGAAGCCGAUCGCCCAGGCGGGCACCUAGAGGAGAAGUGGAACCAGACAAAUAUGAUGUGGCAGGUCGGGAACCGGAAGAAUAAAUUCUACCUGGAUGAUGGCCAGAGCCAGGAACGGGCCUUCCUGCAGGUUCUAAGCAGGUACCUGUCCAGCUUGACCGCUCCGGGUCGCCCCGUGCAGGACAAAAUCCUUCAAGGCGCCCACAGCUUGGAGCCAAAGCAGUUCGAGGAGCUGGUGAGGAGCCUUGGUCGGCUUGUCGGGAAAGGGGACGUGACCGAAGGGCCCCGGGCAGAGCUGGGGGAGGACGGCACCACGACCAAGGCUUCCGACAAGAACUCGACAGAAGGUGCCGGCGAGGGGAGCACCGGGAGACGCGAGAAGCCAGUCAUCAUUCGGCAGAAGCAGCAGCUCCAAGUGACUUUCGAGAAAACCGUCAACAUAAGUGUCGGGGGAAGCGUGUUUCUGACCAACGCCACGCAGACUGUCUUUCUGUCAUGUGUAGCGCGGGGAGUGCCAAAAGCAGCAGUCUUCUGGAUCAAGGAUGGAGGCCCUGUACAGCCUUCAGAAAGGGUAUCAUGGGAUAGUGCUGGAGUCCUGCACAUCUCCAAACCCGGCGUGGGAGAUGAGGGCGAGUACAGCUGCAUGGUCACCAAUGAGCUGGGCUCUGAUACUGCGACCUCCCGGUUGCUGUUCGCUGAACCCCCAAUAAUCAGAGUCACCUCAAGGGACAUGUCUGACCUGGAGGGUGCCACCCUGCGGGCCAUUGUGGGGGGGCAGCUCAGUGCUCGUCACGGGGCCAACAUCACCCUGGAGUGUCCCGUUACAGGUGUCCCGCAACCUUCAGUGACCUGGAGCAAGGAUGGAGGUGACCUGCCCCCAAACGCUGUCCCUCUGAGGAGAGGCUCUUUAUUCCUCCACAACGUUUCCAUGGAGAAUGUUGGAUCCUACUUCUGCUGGGCCUCCAGUCCGCUGGGGAGGUCUGUGGCCUCCAGCCUCCUGCUGGUGUCGGGGGCUGCCCAGGGCAGGGCAGAGCGGCCACACAGGAGCCAGAAGAGGGUGUUGAUGGCCUCUCAUGUGGGUACUGAGGUCACUGCCAGACACGGGGACAUCCUGCGGAUAGGGUGUCCAAUCCUCCCCAACCACACCCAGGCCAUCAGGUGGACCUUCCAGAACCGCACCCUGCUGGUUACCCACGGCCCGCAGCACAGGAGGCUGGCGGGGGGGCGCUUGCUGGAGGUGAACACGCUGCUGGCCAGGUCCAGCGGCACCUACGCCUGCCAUGUACCUGCAGGCCACCAGAGGGCGUCGGCCUGGGCCCGUGUCCGCCUGGAAGAGUUGACCUGGAGCCCAGGAGAGUGGACCGCUUGCAGUGCCACCUGUGGGUCAGCUGGGACCCGCUCCUGGAAGGCUCACUGCGUCGGCCCUGGGGGAGAGGAAGCUUCCCCGUCGGCAUGCCAUCACCUCCCCAGGCCUGAGAAGAGGCCUCAGCCCUGCAAUGUACAAGACUGUCCUCCGAGCUGGGGGGCCACCUUGUGGUCUGGCUGCUCCAAUUCCUGUGGUGGUGGAACCCGGCGUAGGCAGGUGUCCUGCCAGCAGCUGAGCUCUUCCGGCAGGGUCACAACCCUGGCUGACUCCGCCUGCUCCGGAACGCCACGUCCUCUCCACGUUGAGGGAUGCCAUGGACACUCUUGCCCAGGCUGGUUUGUGGGCCCCUGGGGGCAGUGCUCCGGACGGUGCCUAGGCCCUGCCUCAGCGAUCCAGAGCCGGCCAGUGAUUUGCAAGCAUCACAAUGGCUCCACCCUCCCCGAAUCUCACUGUGAUCACAGGAACAGGUUAGCCUCCACGCGGAACUGCAUGUCCGAGCAGUGCAAUGUGCAGUGGAGGGUAGGGCCCUGGAGAGCAUGCAGUGCAGCCUGCGGCAGCGGGAUCCAGUCACGCAGGGUGGAAUGCAUCCACAGGAGGACAGACAGGACCCUGGUGCACCAGCGCUGUGGGUGGCGGCGACGGCCAAUCACAUGGCGGCACUGUGUCAUCACUUCCUGUGGCGGUGAAUGUGUAGAUUCGACCCAUUACUGUGCUGCCGUGAAGGAGCUCAGCCUGUGUGUCAUAAAUCUGUACCAGCAGAGGUGCUGUCGGUCCUGCCAGGGGAAGGAGACUCCGCCCAUGCAGUGACAAGAUCUGGGAUUGGUCGAGGCACUAACUGGACGGCCAAUGAAAAUAAUGGACUGUGUAAAAAGAUAGACUAAUGUUCUACCACUAACAUCAGCGCUUGUCAAUAAUAUUGCUGUAUAUAUGAGGUGUAUGUCUUUUGCGUCUGUUUUUUAAGAAGAUGGUGAAGAGAGACGUGAUUUGUUUUUAGCGUAGGGCAGAGGAUGACCUAAGCAAGAGGCCCUGACUGAUCCUUCCUAGAUGCCUUUAAUGUCAUCACAUCUCCCUCACGUUUGCUGGAUGGUCUGAUGAACUUCCUGCAUUGCCAUCGCACCUGUACCAUGGCGGUAUUGUUUUCCAGUUCAAGGUAAUAUUAUAAUUGUGCUGUUUAUAUCUGCUGCCAACAUAAUGCUCUCACCAUAGCAGAGGCUCAGCGCCCAAAGCUACUAAGCCUGGCUUGAUAUUAUAAUGGAGUUCAGGUUGAAAUGGAACUAAAGUACAACAGCUGAGCCCCUCGUGAAGCAGCAGCCUUCAGACAGACCAUGGUGUUUGAUGGAGAUGCACAACAGGGCAAUGUGUCAAAUCCUGUGAGAUGACAGGAAAUGGUUAAACCUCUUUGAUUAUGUUAAGAAAGGCAUUGCAAGAAAGUUCUGUAUUAUAGAAUAUAUUCAGUAUUUCACAGCACUGUUUCUAUGCCUGUAUAUAAUGUUUGACAGUACACUGUAUAAAUCCCACUGCAAAAAAGUAACACAUGGUAAAUUUUUAACGAAUUAGCCAAGUCUUAUUUUAGGUCCAAACAUUUGCUAAACUAAACACAGAAGAGAAAAGGGCCUGUGGUUAUGUGCUGAAUUUUAAAAAGUGUUUUGAAAUGACAUUCUUCUCCUGGAAACCUGCCUAACUGGCACCACAUCGUUCACUGCAUGUCUGGUUCAGUUCCUAUCAAGCUGAGGACGAUGUGUUCGGUGGGAAUCCACAGUGCUUGCAGAUGUGAACUGCUUGAACUUUUUUUGCGGAGACAGAAUGUGACAAAAAACUUAUUUCCGUGCCAGUUAGAUUGCUUUACAAAGAUUUUACAAACUAAAAUGAAUGUUAAAAUGUAUUAUGAACAAAUCAAAAGGUGAAUAAUGUUUCUCAGUGUUUUUGGAAGGGACAGACUGUAUGUGAGGGAUCUCAGAAAGGUGCAUGGAUUUCAUCCGGCCACCAGGGGUCACCCUCACUGGCAGCUGGUGCAUUCCUAGUAAUGGCCUUGUGUCCUUUUUUCAAUUGUGUUUCAAAACCUGCCUUUUAUGUAGGACUCUUAAAAGUGCAAUAUUGUACCCUGUGUGUUAACUGGCACUUUAUUUUCUUAUAACCAAAACCUGAAGAUUGAUGUAUCUUUCUGCUCUGUAUCUGAGAUUUAAGGCCGAGCACCUUCCAAGUGUAGUGUGACUUCCGGAGGCAUCUUCCUGGCCUGAACUUCCUGUCUCUGCUUCUGAUUAGCAGGCUAACCUGCUGUUAGGCACUGGGUCCUGUCAGAGAAACUGUAUUAACAAAAUAAAGACCAUAUUACCACCAAAUCCACUACAAACCUUGUAUACGCUCUUUAUUUUUAAUACUAUCCAAUAGCAAUUUUUGUGCAUGUUUAUAAAAUAUGUGAAUACACUUGUGGUAAUGAAUUCAUAUCCCGCCUUAUUUAAUUCUAAGCUUGGCACAUAUUAAUUAAGCUUUCCUUUGAAUAUUUCAAUACGUAAUGCUAAAACUGUACUUGACAUUUGUUCUCAUUAUAAACAUGUCAAAUGUAUUGAAUGAAAUCAUGUCCAAAUGUAAUACAGAAAGACAAAGAAUGGUGCUUGAGUAAAAUCAAUGUAAUGAAGUUAAUUGUUAAUGCUGUAAUAUGUUGCAGAAAUAUUUCUUGUAAAUAAACAUUGACCUGUUGAUGUUUUUCCAUUA
Molecule: messenger RNA, 7421 nt
Organism: Paramormyrops kingsleyae
Lineage: Eukaryota; Metazoa; Chordata; Actinopteri; Osteoglossiformes; Mormyridae
Source: RefSeq, a predicted model, not a curated record